AUGGAUGAUGAUGAUGAUGGUGGUGGUGGUGGGGGUACCGUGCUGCUGAUGAAGGGAUGUGACACACGAGCCUGUGGGGGCUUCAGUGUGUCAGUCAUUGAUCUGUGCUCUGAUGCUUCCCUCUGUCUUGCCGCAGGCUGCAGUGAGCAGGUGGAGGUUCACACAGAGCGGAGGGGUGUCCUCUACAGUCCCUCCUGGCCCUUAAACUACCCACCAGGGCUCAACUGCAGCUGGCACAUCCAGGGGAGUCCUGGAGAGGUCAUCACCGUCAGUUUUCGUAACUUUGACGUAGCGGAGUCAGGAAGGUGUGCGGGAGACCGGCUCCUGCUGAGCCCGUCGUGGAGUGGAGAAUCCAGGCUGUGUGGCUCCGUGCUGCCGCCUCCCUUCAUCUCCACCAGGGGACGCGUUUGGCUCUACUUCCACUCCCAGGCCAACAGCUCGAGACAAGCCCAGGGCUUCCGUCUCUCCUACAUCAGAGGUCGUCUGGGUCAGAGCAGCUGCCAGUCAGACGAGUUCCUCUGCGGGAACGGGAAGUGUCUCCCUCGCUCCUGGAAGUGCAACGGGCAGGACGAAUGCGGUGAUGCCACUGAUGAACGAGGCUGCUCCCCACCUCCCACAGAGUCCCACCCCGGUCUCUGCUCGCCCGGCUCCCUGCCGUGCACACAGGCUCAGACCACCCGCUGUCUGCCAGCCACCCUACGUUGCAACGGAGCCCGAGACUGUCCCGACGGAAGCGACGAGCGUGGCUGUCCCGACACCAGCUGUGGCAAACGACUCGGGAACUUUUACGGCUCGUUUGCUUCUCCGGACUUUUUCCACGUCGACCGGGGCGCCACGUCUGAACUGAGGUGCUCCUGGUUGCUGGACACCCAGGACACCAAGCCCAUUGUGCUGCAGCUGGACCUUCAGUUGGGGCCUGGGGAUUUACUCCAUGUGUACGACGGCCUGCUGCAGCAUGCGGAGCAUCUCUUACAGGUGUUGUCGCAUCACAACAACAGGCGCCCGGCACUGCUGGAGUCCAGCCGAGGCCAGAUGAGUGUCCUGUACAUGGCACAGCCUCAAAGCCCCGGACACGGCUUCAAUGCUACAUACCAGGUGAAAGGCUACUGUUUCCCUGGCGAGCACCCGUGCGGCAGUGAUCAGGGCUGCUACUCCGACCGCCAGCGCUGUGACGGCUACUGGCACUGCCCCUCUGGACGCGAUGAGGAGGCGUGUGCGAUGUGCUCCAAUGGGGAGUUCCCGUGUGAAGGAGCCACUGGAGCUUGCUACCCACUGUCUGAGCGCUGCAACAAUCAGAAGAGGUGCCCGGACGGGUCGGAUGAGAAGAACUGCCAUGACUGCCAACCUGGAAACUUCCACUGCGGAACUAACCUGUGCAUCUUCGAGACGUGGCGCUGCGACGGCCAGGAGGACUGCUUGGACGGGAGCGACGAGAGGGACUGCCUGGCCACGGUGCCCAGGAAAGUGAUCACGGCGGCCCUGAUCGGCAGUCUGGUGUGCAGCCUUCUGCUGGUCGUCGCACUCGGGUGUGCCCUCAAGCUGCAGUCGCUCAGGAGCAGAGAGUACAGAGCAUUUGAGACUCAGAUGACUCGCAUGGAGGCAGAGUUUGUUCAGAGAGAAGCCCCCCCCUCGUAUGGUCAGCUGAUCGCUCAGGGUCUCAUUCCCCCGGUGGAGGAUUUCCCCGUGUACAACUCUACUCAGGCGUCUGUCUUACAGAACCUCCGUUUGGCGAUGCGCAGACAGAUCAGGCGCCACUCGUCUCGCCGCUCCUCUUCGUCCUCCACUCGACGGCGUCUCGGGCAUCUGUGGAGCCGGCUGAUGCACAGCAGAGGUCGAGGCAGAGGUCACUCUGCACUGCUGGACUCCACCGGGCCCACGCAGAUCAUCCUGGGGCUUCACAGAUACCACACCGUGGGAGAGCAGGGGGGGGCGGGUGCGUCCACGUCAGGAGCUGGACUCCAGGAUGAGGAAGAGGAGGCCGAUCUGCAGAGCUCGUGCUGCUCAGCGUCGGUGGACCUGCAGGCGUGCACGUCAGACAGCCCCACUUCUCCUCUCUCCUUGCACUCUGCAGAGAGUCUGGAUCAGGAGGAACUAUCACCUGCCAGCAGGUGGGGUGCCGGGGCAGCACAGUCAGAGCCUUCAACACCUCAACCAGCCUCUGCACCCUCCUGCCACCACCGGCCCUCUAGAAAAAUGGUUCUGGAGCUCGCUGUUAACCUGAAGGGUGUUUCCUUAAGACAUUACUCACCUUUGGGGCCUUUAUCCCCCGUCUCCCCCACUGUGUUUGCCAGCAGCUCCCAAAUGCAUUCAGCUCAGAUUCAGCCAGGGGGGUCAGAGGUGGUUUCACCUGCAGAGCCCAGGUCCUCCUCAGUCAAAGCAGAGGAUGGUGGCUAUCAUUUCAGCACCGAUGUGCAGAGCAGGGACAUAAACAUCAAGGAGGAGACAAAGAAAGGAGGAACCAGCUGAUGUGGGAGGCUCUCUGUGAGA
Nematolebias whitei (Rio pearlfish) is the source of this 2487-nucleotide messenger RNA. It is a transcript of the gene lrp3, whose product is annotated as low density lipoprotein receptor-related protein 3. Gene Ontology annotation, molecular function: protein binding. The record is from RefSeq and is a predicted model, not a curated record. Bases 1 to 2466 code for a protein of 821 amino acids. Gene Ontology annotation, cellular component: plasma membrane. NCBI's taxonomy places the organism in Eukaryota, Metazoa, Chordata, Actinopteri, Cyprinodontiformes, Rivulidae. The transcript has 7 exons.